This is a messenger RNA of Frankliniella occidentalis (western flower thrips), 12954 nucleotides long. RefSeq names its product lysosomal-trafficking regulator (gene mv). Gene Ontology annotation, molecular function: protein kinase binding. Lineage: Eukaryota; Metazoa; Arthropoda; Insecta; Thysanoptera; Thripidae. Gene Ontology annotation, biological process: intracellular protein localization. Gene Ontology annotation, cellular component: cytosol; membrane. The record is from RefSeq and is a predicted model, not a curated record. The transcript is spliced from 47 exons. The coding region runs from base 217 to 11967 and encodes 3916 amino acids.
CGCUCUCUAUCGUGCACCGAUGUUGUGUUUAUGUCACAUGACCACGAUGUUUACCUCCUCGACUGUCAGUCUUCGAGCACCGACGUAUUCCGGGUAGGAUGUGCAUUUGUUAUUGAGAGCAAUUACAUAACUACAUCGUUGCCCGGAUUUUGAUGUUCCAAUAUGAUAGAAAACAAUGUAAUUUUACGAUAUACUCUGUUUCAUAAAUGAGUAAAGAUGUCUCAACAAUUUCCCAGCAAAAUUCAAGUCUUGUGGGAGAAAUUUCUUCAGGCAGAAUGUGCAUCUUAUGAACGAUCCACAUGGUUUGAUGGGUUUUUGACCCAAUUUUUAGUUGAAUUCAAGGAUGGUCUUGCUAUUAAAGAUAUUUUGCCAUUUACACCUUUAGCUGGAGUGGCUACACUUAUUGGUUGUGAACUUUUGUCUGAUGUACAUCAGAUAUGUUCACAACCAGGUGAUGGGGAAGAUUUAUCACCAUUGCGCCGUCAUUUCCUAUUUGGGAGAGGAUGGCGAACUUUGGCUGUGCUGCAUUAUUUGGGAGUCCAGGACGUAAGUUGUGGGACAGAACUGGCAACACUUUUGAUAUCACUUUAUCCUGUGUGCUUACAACCCCAAUCACAAAGUAACAAAACAAGCACUUCAGCUGCUGCCUCCAGACCUCCUUUAAGUCAUGACGGCUCUCAAAGAAACCCAUACAUAUCAUUCUCAGGAUGCUGGAGUAAAUGGGACCAACAGGGAAGCACAGGUUCUUUAGGAACAUUUAGUCAUGGGCCACGUGGUUACUCCUUACCAGGGUUACUCAAAUUCUCUCCCAGUGAUGGGGUCCAUUACCGUAAGUGGUCUGUCUCAUCUCGACCAGGAUCCACUGGUGGAGGUGGGACUCAACAAUUUCGUGGUGACCAGAUGAAAAGUUACAGCAGCUCCUCACUCUCCAAACAACGAAGACGUUCCCCAGGUACAUUUGAUCCAGAGAGUCCACAAGCAGGAGGUAGUGGCAUUCAAAAUGUUACCAGUGAGUCAGAAGCACCUCAAGAUGCAUCUGAAGUGCUGCUUAACAAAUCAAACACCCUUAAAAUUCGGUUAGAUCCAAUGGAUUUUGACUACUUUGAGUCAGUGGUUCGCAGUGAAGAUGAAUCUAAUGGGGACCAACCAUUUUGGAGAUUUACUCGCCGCACCACCAACAAGGUUACUGCAGAAGACCUAACCGAUGAUCAUAUGCGCCAAGUUUGUUCACAAUCCAUUAAUUGUGCUGAAUUUAGCCUCUUGGUUGUCCAUUUGCUUGAAGAAUUGUGUAGAGCCGAAUUGUUAAUCUCUACACAGCAAGUUUCUCUUCAGUCAGUUAAUUUUGCUCUAGAGAAUCUUUGUUCAUUGCAAUUUGGCUCCACACCCAUUGAUGCACUCAUAGCCACUGAGGUGACAGAGCUGAAACUGGCAAUGACACAGUUGUUACUAACAGCUCUUGAUAAAGUAUUAAUGCAGUCCGAGAUAAUAAACCAGCUUAUCAAUGCAGGCGUGCUUCCAGUAAUGUUGAGAGUGCUGGAAGACGCUGUUCGAAGAGCAGAAUCUCUUUAUAAAAUAGGCAGCAAUGUAUCAAAAUUACAGCAAGCUCAAACAAAACCUUCUCAAAAAAAGUCAAAGUCGUCCGAAGUAGAGAUCUCAAAUGAAAUCUGUGGCUUGCAAGAAUUUGUGAUGGGCAUCCUUUAUGGUGCUGUCACUUUUCUUCACUGUCUUCUUCUUCAUCGCUCCAGUACAGAAAGAAUUCAUGAGUUUGAAGAACAAUUUCGCCUCUUUGCAAGUAGCUAUGGUGGAAGACUUCUUGAAGAAACUGUGAUGGCCCUUGUUAAUUGCAACACACAAGUUACUAAAAGUUCAGUCAGCAGGGGGCGUAAGGUUGUUUGCCUGGUUGUUCAAUUGAUUUUGAGUAUCAAACAGGCAAGAAGUACCAUUGUUCAUUCACUGCAAUGUAGGAAAACAAGGCAUAAGCAUUGCAAGGCUGUUGAUGUCCGUCGACAUCAUCACAAUGACCUUUUUGGAAAUCCAUAUGGAAGUAUGAGUGGUAUGGGGCAACACAGUAGUGUUUGCAAUGUUGCAUAUUUAUUUGCAGCAUUAGUUCGUAUUCUGAACAACAACAGCCAUUUGUCUGAUUUUAGUGUGUCUCUCAUGAAGGUGAUGCUUGAAUGUGGUACAUGCUGUUGUUACCCAGCCAAAGCACUUCUGAGCUGUUUGACCAAAAUAUUGAAAACUGGGAAUGCUAAAGCAAGAGCUCUUGGCUUCACACUCUUGGAGAAUACUGUUUUUACAGAACUGGGUGCUAUUGAAAGUUCCCCACUGAAACCUGUGAGAGAGUACUUUCGUUGCUCUGUCUGUAAUAGGAGUAUGGAAUCUCUCUCAGGAGUACCUUCUAUCCUAGACGAUAGUCAAGAUGACAGCAGCCAAGGACUAGGCAGAGUUGAGGAUCCACUUGGAAAAGAUUCUUAUAAAAGCAAUGCUGAAAAGUGCUUAUCUUUGUCAGCACUAAGUGAUAGAUCAGAGAGUUCAGAGGCAAAGCAAUGCAAUUGGAGUUGUCUUGAUUUUUAUCGUGACCUACUCUCCUCAGAGGACCCAAAAUUGUGCCAUACUGCAGCAUCUCAUCUUUUAAAACUGUCUCCUCGUUGCAAUGAGAAAGUUCAGAUAGCUCUAUUGUCAAAUGUGUUUUACCCUAGUUUCAUUCAGGCUAAAAAAGCGUACCUUAGCAGUAAGAAAGAUGUUUUCAAAUUUAUUGUUUUGUCAUGCAUGUCUGCAUUUUCUUGCCUAAUGUCAUCAUUGACACUUGCUGAAACAUUCCUGUCUCUUGGAGGGUUGCAACAUAUCUUAGAUCUAAUGAGUAUACCCACAUUUUUAAAAAUGUGUUGUUCUGUGCUGGAGAUAGUAAUUGUUGUGGACAUCUUAGAAAUAGACAAGUUGGUGCAAAGUGAGAAGAUCAAACGGGCUGAAACAAAACAUUUACCUUCAGUGCCAAUGGUCCCCAUAUCCUUACAAAAGUUACAUCAGCUUACAUCAUUAGUGAAGCUUAUUGAGUACCUGGAAAUGUAUUCAAAUGAUCUUUUAGACAAAAUGGAGAAUGAAGAUGUGAGUGUAGAGGGCAUGUUAAGUUCCAGUCGAAGAGCACUACUUAAGUUACUUCAGCAUGUAGUUGUAUUCUGGCAAACAGUUGCAAACUUAGCUCUCUGUAGUCCACAACUUCGGCCGUUUUUUGCAUCCCAUUCCAUGGGUCAGUUAGGUUUUGUUCUCUUAAAAGCAACACUGAAAAAAGUUGUUGUUUGCUCUAGCUGGAAGCAACAAACUUCCAAUAGAGACACCAAAAGCUUUUUGUACAUGCGCCUCAUCGAGUCAAUACUAGUUCUUCACCUUACUGCCCCACCAGUUAAUCUACAAACUGGUUUACCAACAUCUCGAGAAAAGCUAAUUAGCAACUUGAGCAACACUUUGUGCCGAUCAGAUGUUUUGAUACUUUGUGAAAGAAGCCCUAGCAAUGCUGGUAGUUUGCGUCGUCUUUGUGAUGUUCUCAUUCGCUGUGCUUUAUCUGAAGCAAGCUCUGAACAAAUAUUGCCUGCUCUGCGAAAAGCUAAGCUGCCUACAAUUAUGGUUCCAGAAGUGCUCCCUGAAGAGACUGAUGACAUAGAUGAUUCUAAUGAAGAUGAUGACAAUAAUCGACAAGAUUCAGCUGAAAAAAGCUUAUCACCCAGUACUGAUCGUAUUGUUGUGAGUGAGGAAGGUAGUUCAGUAGAAGAUCCAUAUGUUACUGCAGAUGAAGGUUAUGAGGCUGACAUAGAAAUAUUAGAGAAUAAAUCAAAUGGGAUGUCAGUUGCUUAUGACUCAAGUACCUCAGGAAGUUUAGGAUUUCAACAGAAUUUUGUUGGGUCUGGAGAUACUGCAAAGGGCAGUUGUGUAUCAGAGAAGAAGUUUAUUAAUGUAAUUGCCCACCCAAAGCUAUGCUCAUUGGCAUUAAAUCUACUGGUGUUUCUACAUGAAGAAAUUCAGAUGAUGUCUUCUGAAACUGGUUCAAGAGAAAGAACUCCUAAUGAAUCAACUCUCAAUGAGCAGGAUAGUAAAAAUUCUGAAAAUUCCAAACCUCAAUAUUUGAAUAACAGGCUCAAAGACAACAGCAAGACUUUAAAAUCACAACUUCAGUCGGAUAUGGUCCAUGUCGUUCAACGCAUUGUUGCUCUCUGUAGGGAAAGUGGGCGUAAUUGUAUGGUUCUUUCUCAAGAGGGUGUCAUAGACACUUUACUCACUGGUUUUUCUUAUGCAUUGUCAGUCGCUGAUCCUGAACUAACUGAACUUCAAUCAGUAGUGUUGGAACUAGUUUCAUUGCUAGCACAGCACAGUAUCACUUCUCAAGAACUUUCAAAGUACCUGAAUUUCUUUAAAACUAAUAAUCCUCCGUUAGAGUCUUUACUUCAGCCAUUGACAACAUUGGUUACAAGCGCAAGACCUCAACCAAAUUUCAUUUUGUGUUUUCCUGUGUUGGCCAGUUCUUUGCCUGGUCAGCUUUCAGCUGACUGUGAUCUAUCUGAAAAAUCUUCCAGUGAGUCUCCACAGAGAAAAACGAGUGGCUUGUUCAGUCUUGCAGCUAAUGUAAGUGGAAAUGGGAGAAACAAUUCGACCCCAGAGAUUUCAAAAGCUCCCAAUGAAUUGUCAAAGUUUCAAAAUGCAUCAGUGACAUUGGCUCAGACUAUUCGCUUGCAGCAUAUAUCCUUAAGAACACCAUCAGCUUGGUCGGAAUGUGCCCUUGUACUGCCCAUUGACACAGAUUUGGGUUGGUGUGCCUGGCUGAGUGGGUUUUCUAUUUCAUUGUGGUUAAGAUUGGAAAAGGGUGCUGCUCCUGAGAACAUUCCUCCACGUAUGGAACACCAUACUGGCCUUCAUCGUAAUUACAGUGGUCACCUCUCCGAUAGUCUUUCAGAUUCAUGGUCAGAGUGGGGCGUUAUGUCCAGUGCCAGUUGGCUGAGAGAUGGUUCUCGAUCUGCAGCAACAUCAGAAUUAAAAGGCCAAUUGCAUGUAGUGUCAAUUGGAAGUGACAACCUUCUGCUUGAAUUGUGGGCUGAUAUCAGUACUGAUCGUUUAAAUUUAAAGUUACGCCGCAGUGAUACCAAGAUAAAUGAGGUUCUAGCUGAAGGUUUUACAGAGAGUGGUCUGCCUCCUGGCCAGUGGCAUCAUAUGGCCAUUAAUGUUCAUGACUAUGUCCAACGCAAGAAGAGUGUAGUUGAGGUUACAAUUAUUAUUGAUGGCUUGAGAGAAGUAAAAUGUCCUCUUCAGUUUAGCGGUAUUGUCCUCCGUAAGGUGAAGCCUACUUGUCUUCUUGUAGGCCAUGCCUUGCAGGGAUCAAGUAAUCUCUCUGCCAUCUCCCCAUCCUACAUAGCCCCUGGUUUAGGCUCAUGGUACUUAGGGAACUUGCAGCUUUUCAAGUGUCCUGUCUUUAAUAGAGAACGUGCAGUGUAUUUGGUGGGCUUGGGACCAAGUCACACGAGCUUAACUGACUGCAAAGUUGGGAGGGACAGCCCUAAUUUUACUAAUAUUUUUGGGGCGAAGAUACUUAAUUCUGGUGUUGCAUGGGACACAGUCCUUGACAAUGGGGCAGCUAAUUUAAAAGAGCUACAAGACAACCUUCUUAUUACAUAUUCUGCUCAGAAUCCGCUGACUUUGAAUGUGUACCCUCAAGUUGUAGCCAGUUCAACUUCUGGCAUGGGAUCACUUUUUCCUGGACAGACUGGAUUCAGAGUAGUGACACCUGACCAACGAGCUAGUCAGCAAUUGCCUUUGCCAAUCAAACCAACUCAGUAUGGCCCUCUUAAUACCCAACAAUAUAGAGGCCUUGUCUCAGCUGUUUCUACUCUGGGAGGGACUCAUGUGUUUUUAUUUUUGUUUGCUAGGGUUGUAGAACUGAAAGCAAAUGAAAUAGAGCAAGGUAAAGCCUUAUAUUUACUUUUGAAACUUGUACAAAGUGACACAUCACUUUUCUCUCAGUUUGUACAAGAAGAUUGUCAUAAACUGCUACUCAAAGUUCUUGCAUCUCAGCAUUGUCUAACAGGACAUCACAUGUUGAAGGCUGUAUUAGAUGCAUGCUGUGACAAGCCGAUUCUUCAACACCAACCUGGACCUCAAUGCCAAUUUAGAGUUGUACAUCAGUCAGAAGCUAUUGUGGUGAACUCCUUUCUUCUUUCAACUAUAGUUGGGUCAUGGCGUGACUGGGAGAGAGUAAGUGUAGCGGGAGAAGAUGGUGGCGUGUUGGGAACUCUUUUCCGUGCCCUUCAUGUCUUACUUCGAGAUGAUCAUCCGUUCAGAGAAUUUAACGCCUCACAAUUUAACAGAGUGAGACUUGUCGAAGGUUUACUUCUAUUUUGCAAGGAACGAUUUUUGUAUGAAGAGUGGCAACCUCUUCAUCCAUCAGUGUGCUGUUCUCUUGUUGAACUUGUUCGCUCUCUGAUGGGAGCUCCUCCAGAAUUUUCUCAUGUUUUGGCUGUUGCUGAUUGUCUGCUGUUGUUGCACCCUGCGAGUGCCACCUACAUCACACAUGUCAGACCCAGCUAUUACUUUCUUCUGUCCCCAUCACCCCCAUCAGCUUCACCUGUGCCACAACCAAGGAAUACCGGCCGUUCAGGAGUAUUUGAACAUAAUGAAAAACGAAAAAAAAGUCAAAACUAUAAUAGAAAGAAAGUUUCUCAGCCACUAAGAAAAGACCAUCCUGCAGAUUUUGCUCAACCUGUAGACCCCUCUAAAUUAAAUAAAGCCCUAGCAAACCUUCAGAUUAAACGACAUACUGAUGAAGUGCAAAUUGGGAGACAUAGGUACAAUACAACAUCAGAAAGUCAAAAUAAUUCUGGAGAAGUGCUUGACAGCAAUCGAGUUGAAGAGGGAAGUGAAGCUAAUGCUUCAGAUUUGGAUGUGGAACCUGCUGAAGGAUGUGGGGAGCAAACCGCAUUUGACUCUGGUAUAGCUGGCAGUUUCCGUGAUCAGACAGGGAGUAGUGACGCAGAUGUGAGAGAAUGUCCUUUGGAAGAGAAAGGAGUUGUUAAUCAACCUAAUAUCUUAGACAGAGCUGAUUUACUUAUGAUGCAAGCUGAGGGAGGUAAACUAUGUGAAAAUCUUGAAAGCAAUUUGGAGAAAUUUGCCACAGAAAUGAAUUCAAAAGAAAAGCAGUAUGUUUUGGAAUGGCCUACUAUGGCACCAAAUUCAAAGAAAAUUCAUGAGCAAACAACACAAAUUAAUAGUGAACCAAUCAGUAGCAACAAUUCUCUUUGCCUUGUAGUGGAAGGGCUUCUUUUACUACUUCGAGACACUUUACUUGUCUUACCUGAUAAUAUGGCUUCUCAGGUUUUAAACCAUGUUGUUCAAGCUGAAACAUUAUUAGUCAUGACGAACAAUAGUGACUCCCGUGUAAGGUCUGCUGUUGUGAAGGUUUUAGGGGCUUUCCUUCAAAGGGCCACAGAAGAAGAACUGAACAAGUUCGUGAAGAUUAAAGGAUUUUAUCAGCUUGCCAGCCAACUUGGACUGUACCCAGCCACCGCAGAUCUUGUUGAGAGCUGUGCUACCCUUGUGACUCAGCGUGGUGAUACCAGCAUUGAGGAACUAUUAGUCUCAUUUACAGAGCAGUUGGAUUUGGAUCAGCUCUCCAUGUCUCCAUUGCAGUUGUCUGCCUUCCCACCUCUGCUUGGUCUACUACCUCGUGCUAUCCAUGACGUUGCUUUAACACACAACACACUAGCUUUCAUCAAAGAGGUUCUCCUACAGGUGAAAGGAGCUUUCCGACCUUUGAUGGAAGCAGGUCUUUUGGAAGUUCUACUCAAGCUACUAGUGCUAGUAUCUCAUCAACCACCAGAACCCACUGAUAUUGCUGGCAGUUGCACACAAGACCUAAUAAUCUCCGACAUAAAUGUUUUUCUCUUAUCUAUCAUGGGGCAUAUCUUGAGCGUACCUGGAAGUCAAAGCAUGCAGGUGCUUAAUGAUAUCCAACACCAGUUGACAUUCCUUCAUCAAUUAGAGUCUAAUAGCUGUGGGAAAGAAUCUCGUUGUGUAUCAGUGCUUCGCGAUACACAUUGUACAAUACUCGAUGGAAUUCUGAGUAUACUAAUUGAAAAGCUAUCAUCGCAACAUUCUCAAAUGAAGGGAAAAUCUCUUCUCUCCGCCAGCUAUGAUGAUAAAAUUGGUUGGUCCAGGGCUUUAGAUUCUGGGCACGUGCGUGUUCCUGUGAUGUCAUUGUCACUUUCACAUCAUAGUUCCUUCAGCUCCCACAGUGGAAGCUUGUUGCGAUCUAAAGUACCUAAAGAUAUAUCAAGAUCAGAACUGUUUGAACGAUUCAAGACAGUUGUAGUCAAAGCAGUUGAAUACUUCACAUAUUCUGAACCACAUGAUGUGUCAGUUGCUACUGAAGUAGAGCAAACAUUUGCUACGCGUCUCUUUGCUACCCUUCUGGAAGGGCUCUGUAGCGUAGUUGAUCGUCGAAGUGUGGACAGCAAGUCCUUAUGGAAUGGAGCCAUGUGGGCUGCAAGGGACACAUUAAGAGUGAGAAGUGCCCAGCUGUUUGUGUGGCUCUUGUCCCCAUGGCAAUCCCUGAAGAUGAGAAUGUUCACUAUACAUUCAUUGAGGUCAGAGCCUCGAAUGAAGGAACUUGUCACCUCAAUGCUUCACACCCAUACACAGGUUGAACAAAAAUUCACAGUUUGGCUAUGGGCUUUAAUGUAUGGACAAGAAUCGCAUCAAUUGCCCUCAGCAGAUAUACGUGCAUGUGAAGAGCUCAAAGAACAACUACAGAGAUGGGGUGUCCUUUCACCACAUGCUAUUGGCCAUGCCCAUGACAAUUGGGAAGGAGAAGUUACUUUACUACUACGGGAAGCUGAGCGUCAAAUGGCUGCUUAUGUAACUCAUAACCGAGACGCUAUAGAGAAAAGCGUGCACAAAAUGGAACAUCUGCAUCGUACUCUGGUUGAUGGUGCCAUGACAGCCACAAGGAGUGUUGUGGAGGCACAGAACAGUGAGAGAAAAGUAUUUAUGGAACACAUUAAAAGUACACUAAAUGAAAAUGUACAGUUGAGAAUGAAAUGGCUGCAUCUGAUUCAAUUACUCACGCAUGAAAGAGCUGUUUGGUUCUUCCCAGAAUCUUACCCUAUGUCUUGGCAAUUAGAUGCAACAGAAGGGCCAGCUCGCACUAGAAAAAGACUUCAACGAUGCCAUCUCCAUAUCAAAGAGAAAUUCUUAUUGCCUGAUCAGCAGGAAAAACUUGAGCAUUUGAAAAGGCCAGCACCUCUCCAGUAUUUGUUUGAGAAGGAUCCAAACCAAGUUAGAUCCAGUAAUUCUUCCUCUACAUCAUCUGUCAUGAUUGAUAGGCUUCACACUAAUGAAACAAUCCAGUACAUGUGCACUGCUCAUAUCAUCACUCCAGCUUGUGAAAUUUCUGGUGAGCUCUUGAUUGGGGAGAGCUGUCUUUAUUUUGUCGCUGAUGAUUCUAUUGCUACAGAUCUGUGCGAGGUUGAAGCUGGGCGUCUAGACAUGUCUUCAACAGCAUGGUCGUUUGAAAAUGUAAAGGAAAUAAUCAACCGCCGCUAUCAGCUUCAGGAAAGAGCACUUGAAAUUUUCCUUCUGAAUGGUAGAACUUACCUAGUAGCAUUUCAAUCAGCUGAGGAAAGAGAUGCAUUUUUACAGCAGCUCUCUCAGUGUGAGCUUGUGAAUCAAAUGCAUGGCGACAAUCUUUCUGAUGUUGUAGAAAUGUGGAGAGAGGGAACAAUCAGUAACUGGGAGUAUCUGACUCAACUCAACAAGAUGGCUGGAAGGUCCUAUAAUGAUUUGAUGCAAUAUCCUGUAUUUCCAUUUGUCCUUGCUGACUAUACGUCAGUUACUCUGGAUUUAAAUGAUUCUAAGUCUUUCCGUAAUUUCAAAAAACCAAUGGCAAUUCAAAAUAAAUGUAAUGAGCAGCACUACAUUGAUACAUACAAUUAUGUGAAACAAGAGCUCUCUGAAGGUUUGGGUGUAGCUGGUCGCCAUGAACCAUACCACUAUGGUUCCCAUUAUUCCAACUCUGGUAUUGUUCUUCACUUUCUCGUGCGAAUGCCACCUUUUACUGGAAUGUUUCUGCACUACCAAGAUGACAAUUUUGAUCUACCUGAUCGUACAUUUCAUUCAUUACACACAACCUGGCGUCUUACAAGUUCGGAUUCAACAACAGAUGUCAAAGAAAUGAUACCAGAAUUCUUUUUUCUGCCAGAGUUUUUGAUUAACCAUGAAGGGUUUGAUUUUGGUGUACGACAAAGUGGAGAGCGGGUUGAUUCAGUGCAGUUACCACCGUGGAGUUUGAAUGAUCCACGCUUGUUUGUGUUGAUUCAUCGUCAGGCUUUAGAAUCAGCUUAUGUAAGAGAAAACCUUCCUCAUUGGAUUGACCUUGUAUUUGGUUACAAACAAUCCGGUAAAGCUGCUGUGGAUUCCAUCAAUGUCUUUCAUCCAGCUACAUACUGUGGUUUUGACGUUUCAAGUAUAAAGGAUCCUUUGGAAAGAAUUGCUCGAGAAACUAUGGUGAGAACAUAUGGACAAAUGCCUCGCCAGUUGUUCCGGUCACUCCAUCCCAUGGCUCAACAAUCUCUGACUGUAAAAGCUGUUAACUACUCUGUGCCUCCGGUGCUUCCCACUGUGCAAGGCUUAACUUGGGGUAGUUUUGUGGGCUCACCUGCAGAUCCUGAACCAGUGCUAGUGGCAAAACAUCAGCAUCACACCCUGGUUGCAGAUCUUGUUCCUCUGCACUCCAAUGAUGCUUUUGGAUUAGGUCCUCAUACUUCCAUUUUGUUGUGCUACUUUAAAGAGAAAGCUUUAAGUCUAGUUAAUAGUUCUGUUGUUCAAAAUGUGGCUCUUGCCACGUGGGGUCAUGCAGAUUCUAUAGUUAGAGUUAAGCUGAAAAAGGAGCUUCCUCCCUGGCCUGUUGUAAGGGCACCAGAACUUGAUCCAAUUUGUGUUUGUGCAAGUGUGCCAGACUGCCAUCAGCUGUGGAUGGGCCAUUUUUCUGGCCGCUUGGUUGUUUAUCGUUAUAACUUUGAAGCUGUACGUGGUCAACUGGAUUUUAAUACAGAUCCUAUUACUCUCCUCGGUCACACAAGUGCUAUACUUAAGAUCCAUUUAAGUCGAAGUUUCAGCAUUGCAGUAAGCGCCAGUCAAGAUCAUACUGUAAUUAUUUGGGAUCUGAACAGUUUAUCUUAUGUGAGAAGCAUUCAGCUUGGAUACCCUGUGAGUUUAGUUAGUGUGAGUGAAACCUUGGGUGAUAUUGCAACAGUGUGUCAUGCAUCCUCUUAUACUGAUACACCUGAUAAUCAAGACCAUUCCUACAACCCUUGGGAAGUCAAAAAAAAUCUGUCUGCAGUUGAUGUUAGAGAAGAUGUUACCUCUGACACAGACUCACCUUCACCAGGAGUUCCUGAUGACUGGGAAGUUUUAAAUGAAGCAGAAACGGCCAAGGAAGCACAACUUACAAAAAAUGUGCAUUCUUACUCAUGGUCUUUGAAGGGUCUGCCAAAAUUUGGUAAUCGAGGAUCUAAGAGAGGAAGUGAACCAUCUCUUCAAGGAAAGAAGAUUCAAGGUUUUCUACAAUCACAGUCUGUUAAGGGAUCAUCUCUUACUUUGCACACAGUGAAUACUGUAUUCAUUGGAAGAAUAGAUAUCCCAGAACAGAUUACAGCCGUCUGUUUUUCUACUGCUUCUGAGGGUCUUGCUGUCAAUGUUGUUGCUGCUGGCCUUUUCAAUGGUACCAUCCGAUUGUGGAGUUCAUGGAACCUGACACCUGUGAGGGAAAUUAUUUCUCCUGCCUUAACAUUCCCAAUCAUCAGCUUGACAUACUCUCUUGAUUCCCAGCAUUUGUAUGCAUCAUCCUCAGAUGGAGUGGUUGCUAUUUGGGAGGGUGGUGGUAUAAAAGGAGCCAAUAAAACUCCAAAAUUCUUUAACCUUACGACAAUGUAAACUACCUACCAGUUCAUUUUGGGCCAACUUUUAUUAUGUCCUAUGCUUCCAAUAACGUUGAACCAAUAUAAUUCUGCCAGUGAUAUUAAUUUUCAUCUCAAGUAUGUAUGUUUGUGGUCUAGUUUGAGGGUGUGCUAGUCAUGAUAAUUUUGUUUAUGUGAAUGAAAGCUAUUUCUUGUUGAAGAAUUUUAAGGUGAUGGGAAAACGCAGCCCGGCUUUGAUGAGUUGCUUUGUACUCUUAAUCAAAUUUUAUUUUUACAAAUUUGUAAAUAACCAAUGCUAGAUUGCAUUUAUAUUUUUCAAAGAAUGUAUCUUAUAAAGUAUUAUCAAAGAAUGUGUCUUCAAGAUUUCAAGAUCAACAGUGAGACUAUACUUUUUAUGUAUUUUUAUUAGUAUAGGCUUGUUUGUUCACAGUAUCAGAGUUUGUAUUUGUUCAAGUGUGCCAUAUUCUAGGAACUGUUAAAGAGUAUUGUAGGGUACUUAUGUCAGAUAGACUUUAUUAUCUAUUCUGAAGAUGAGCUCAUCUUUUUGUCUUCACACGUACAUUGCUUAUCUUUUUUAUUUCAUGCUACUGUUGUUUUUUUAUCAAGGACUUAAUGUAUUUUAUGCUGUUUGCAGAAGGUUUUGUAAGAAUAAAUUUUAUAAGAAGUUCUUCUUAAGAAAUAGACUGCAUACACUCAUAAUAUAGUUGGCCAUUUAAUAGAUGUUUAAUUUGUUAAAAAUUGUAUUUUUAUGGUAGCAAAACUGUGAUUACAUUCAUGAUUUGUUUAGUUUUACAGAUGAACUCUUCUACCGUUUACUUAUGUUUUGUACCAUAUUCAGUUUUAUAUAUACAGUAUAUGUGUCAAUAUGAGCCAAUCAGAGAGGCCAAUGUGUCAUAAUUAUUUUAUUAUAACAACUGUUAUUAUUAUUGUAUUGUAUUUUUUAUCUGUAAAGUAAGUGUAUACUUCUGUUAAACAGUAAAAUAAACUUAAGCAUUUAGUAACA